AUGGCUCCCGGUCUUACUGAUACCUUGGCCCUUCGGGCUCCAACAGUUGCGCCUUCACUCAAGUCAGAUGCCGGUCACAACAAGGAAAACCUGAUAGGCUACAAAUACGAGAAGGAGCGUGAGAUCAAGGGUACAGAUAAGCUGCCUCCGGCUUCCUAUCCAGAGUACCUGCCCGUCUGGGACAAUGAGACAGAGAGAUACCCCCCUCUACAGCCUUUCCAGCACUACGACCACGGGAAAGAUGCAGAUGCCUCCUUCCCCGACCUGCUGCCCAAGAACCAGGCCAAGAUUGACCACAUCACGCCUUUCAUUGGCUCUGAGAUCCACGGCGUGCAACUAAGUCAGCUCUCCGAUAAGGGCAAGGAUCAGUUGGCUCUCUACGUUGCACAGCGCCGAGUUGUGGCCUUCCGUGACCAAGAUUUUGCGUCCCGCCCCAUUCAAGAGGUCGUCGACUACGCCGGAUACUUUGGCCGACACCACAUCCACCAGACCUCGGGAGCCCCCAAGGGCUUCCCCGAGAUUCAUCUGGUCUUCCGCGGCGCCGACGAUCGCACCGGCGAGACGUUCUUGGAGCAGCGUACCAACACUAUCACAUGGCACUCGGACGUAACCUUCGAGAAGCAACCUCCCGGCACCACCUUCUUGUAUGUCCUGGAUGGCCCAACAACCGGUGGCGAUACCUUGUUCGGUGAUAUGGUCCAGGCAUACAAGCGUCUGUCGCCUGAGUUCCGGAAGCGUCUUCACGGGCUCAAGGCUGUGCACUCCGGCCUUGAACAGAUCAAUGCUAGCUUGAACGGUGGUGGCAUUGCUCGUCGUGAUCCCAUUACCUCCGAGCACCCAAUUGUCCGCACUCACCCUGUUACCGGUGAAAAGGCCCUCUACGUGAACCCGCAGUUCACCCGUUACAUCGUUGGAUACAAGAAGGAGGAGUCAGACCAUCUCCUCAAGUUUUUGUAUGAUCAUAUCGCCCUCUCGCAGGAUACUCAAGCUCGUAUCCGCUGGAAGCCUAACACCGUCGUUGUUUGGGAUAACCGCCUCGCAUGCCACUCUGCUGUUUUCGACUGGGAAGAUGGUCAGCGCCGACACAUCGCCCGUCUCACUCCUCAGGCUGAGGCUCCCUACGAGACACCUUUCGAGGGUUAA
This is a messenger RNA of Penicillium soppii, 1143 nucleotides long. Its product is annotated as TauD/TfdA dioxygenase family protein. Gene Ontology annotation, cellular component: cytoplasm. The coding region runs from base 1 to 1143 and encodes 380 amino acids. Gene Ontology annotation, molecular function: 2-oxoglutarate-dependent dioxygenase activity. Lineage: Eukaryota; Fungi; Ascomycota; Eurotiomycetes; Eurotiales; Aspergillaceae. The transcript has 5 exons. The record is from RefSeq and is a predicted model, not a curated record.